GCCAUGGAGGGAAGCGGCCGCAGCAGCAGCAGCAGCAGCGCGGGGUUCCUGCCGCGCUUCGCGCACUUCGCCACGCAGGCCAUCCACGCGGGCCAGGAGCCCGAGCAGUGGCGCUCGGGCGCCGUGGUGCCGCCGCUCUCGCUCUCCACCACGUUCAAGCAGCGCGCGCCGGGGCAGCACUCGGGUUUUGACUAUAGCCGGAGUGGAAAUCCUACCCGAAAUUGCCUGGAAAAGGCUGUAGCUACGUUGGAUGGUGCUAAAUACUGUAAGCUAUUAAUAGCUUCCUUAAACGUGAUGUCAGCACAU
Nothoprocta perdicaria is the source of this 306-nucleotide messenger RNA. RefSeq names its product cystathionine gamma-lyase (gene CTH). Gene Ontology annotation, biological process: transsulfuration. The transcript has 2 exons. Gene Ontology annotation, molecular function: cystathionine gamma-lyase activity; pyridoxal phosphate binding. Gene Ontology annotation, cellular component: cytoplasm. Lineage: Eukaryota; Metazoa; Chordata; Aves; Tinamiformes; Tinamidae. The record is from RefSeq and is a predicted model, not a curated record. The annotation marks the transcript as partial.